Schistocerca nitens (vagrant locust) is the source of this 1709-nucleotide messenger RNA. RefSeq names its product protein catecholamines up (gene Catsup). Gene Ontology annotation, molecular function: zinc ion transmembrane transporter activity. Bases 326 to 1576 code for a protein of 416 amino acids. The record is from RefSeq and is a predicted model, not a curated record. Gene Ontology annotation, biological process: intracellular zinc ion homeostasis; zinc ion transmembrane transport. The transcript is spliced from 4 exons. Gene Ontology annotation, cellular component: membrane. NCBI's taxonomy places the organism in Eukaryota, Metazoa, Arthropoda, Insecta, Orthoptera, Acrididae.
GAUAUAGCUAUUCGCGAAACACACUGACGUCUGUAGCCAUGCGAUGCAAAUCGCACGCUUUAAAUGUGAUGAUGCAAAUUUUUUAAUUACUGUCAUCCCUUAAUUAACCUAGAGAACUGUCGAUCACUUUGUACAAUAAUAUCUCCAUCUCUUCAGGCUAUAAGUCCUUGGUAACAACGAGGCAGAUCUCCGCGUCGAUAACAUGUGGCGCUAGGAUGACAUGUGACUAUAGUUCCGUUCAAGAUUUUUCAGUGUUCUUUGCUUUGUUUAUGUUAUAUUCGUGCAGCCCAAGUAGUGACACCUGUUGACGUAGUAUUGAUUCAAAAUGAACAAUUAUAGACGUGUGUUAUUUAAAUUAGUUAUCACUGUCAUAUUUGUUUUGGUUUUCUUCGGUUUACCUUUGGGUUGUUCGGCACAUGAUGGCCAUAGCCAUGACUUAUCGCAAGAAUACUUCGAAGAAAGGCCAUCUUACAAAUAUUCGAGAGAGGCCAACUUGCAAGCAGAAGAAUUUGAUCCCGAGGAACGUUUCCAUAGAACAAAGUUAUUGCAGGACAUGUAUACACUAUGGGUGCAAGCUCUAUGUUCAACGUUACUGAUAAGUGCUGCACCAUUUCUGAUACUAUUAUUUGUCCCGUUAGACAACAGUAAGGAAAGGGAACCUAUGCUUAAGAUACUGCUGAGCUUCGCGUCCGGUAGUUUGUUAGGUGAUGCAUUCCUGCAUCUCAUCCCCCAUGCCCUUUCGCCUCACUCUCACGGCGAAAGCGAUGGUGACGAUCACGAGCCACACAGUCAUUCUCAUGAUCAUUCCCAUAGCCAUAGUCAUGCGGAGGGGGGAGGAGAAUCUCACGUACAUGACACCAGUGUCGGUUUGUGGGUUUUGCUAGGCAUAAUUACUUUCUUAAUUGUCGAAAAAUUUGUACGUUUAGUUAAAGGCGGGCAUGGGCACACGCACCACGUAGCACACAAAGAAAAACCAAAAAUCCAGAAAAAGACAGAGUCAGAUAAUCAGAAGGUAGCCAAGAAUGAAGGCGCUGGAGACAGAAGUAAAGAGAAUGAUAAGAAAAUAAAAAAGGACAAACAUGAUGUCAACGAGAAACGAGUAAUAGAUCAACAUUCAUCAGACGGUGAAAUUAAGGUGGCUGGAUAUCUGAAUCUUGCUGCAGAUUUUACACACAAUUUUACUGAUGGUUUAGCUAUUGGAGCUUCAUAUAUAGCUGGAGAACAAAUUGGUGUUGUCACGACUUUUACCAUUCUGUUGCAUGAAGUUCCACAUGAAAUUGGUGACUUUGCAAUAUUAAUACAAUCAGGAUGUGAUCGGAAGAAGGCUAUGUUAUUGCAGUUGCUGACAGCUCUUGGUGCUCUGAGUGGAACUGUUGUCUCUCUCUUAGCUGAAGGUGUGGAUAAUGCUGCUUCAUCUUGGAUUCUGCCAUUCACUGCUGGGGGCUUCAUUUACAUUGCAACAGUGUCUGUGAUACCUGAACUGUUAGCUGAUACAAAGUUCUGGCAGUCUGUAAAGGAAAUUAUUGCACUUUUGUUUGGUGUUUACAUGAUGGUUAUUAUUGCACAUUAUGAAUGAAUGUUGCAUAGAAGUCUGUUACAUUCUUUAACAGGUGAUCAUGUUUGGAAUGUGAAACGUUAACUGUAUAGAAAUCCCCCAUUGCUAAAAGAAAAAUGAGAUCUCUCUGCAAGAUAAACACAGUUAUUUGGAA